CUUCAAUCGCCCCGCAAUGGCACCCUUCAAACGGAAAGCAGACCACGAGAUUGCGUCUGUGAAGAAAGAGAAAGCUCCCUCCAGCGACCGAUCUGCAAAACGCCAACGGAAAUCCAUUCCCUCGGUGGAGGAAGCUAAGCAGGCCGCCAAAUCCUCAAUUGCGCCCACUCAGAAUCAUGCGCAGGCUUCCGUAUUGAAGAACGAGGAGAGGUCUUUUCCUAGAGGAGGGGCUAGUGUUCUGACACCCCUCGAACACAAGCAAAUUCAGAUCAAAGCUAACCAAGAUGUUUUGUUUGAGCAGUCUGGACUCAAGAGAGGCGGGGCCGACGGACUUAGCGACGAAGGCUCAGAAGCUGGAGUGGAGGAGUCCCCGCCUGCUAGUAAAAAGAGGCGAUCGAAGAAAAGCAAGAAGUCACACCUUGUGGAACCGGAAGAACAGAAGAGGAUCGUACGCGGAACCAUGGUUCUAGGUCAAGUAUCCGAAAUCACAUCUCGCGACAUUGUUCUUUCCCUCCCGAAUAAUCUGAGCGGAUUCGUCUCUCUCACUGCCAUCUCCAACAAGCUCACAGCGAGAAUUGAAAAACUAGUUCAAGAAGAGGAAUCAAGUAGUGCAGAAUUCAACGGCUCGGAAGAUUUUGAGGAUAUCAAUCUGAAAGACAUGUUUUACGUGGGACAAUACUUGAGAGCAUGCGUAACCUCCACGGAAGAUGCGCCAACAAGUGGGGCAGCGAAAGGGAAGAAGAGGAUUGAACUAUCCAUUGACCCGAAAAUGGUUAACUCAGGUAUCACCAAAUCAAACAUCGCUGUCCAUGGCAUGGUCCAAGCUUCAGUGGUCAGCAACGAGGAUCACGGGUUAGUGAUGGAUAUGGGUCUAGAGGGGUCCGAACUGAAAGGAUUCCUGCCGAAAAGCGAACUUGGAAAGAGAAUAAAGCAUUCCAAUGUACAAGAAGGCGCCGUUUUCUUGUGCUUAGUCUCUGGGCUGAACUCCGACAGGAGAAUUGUGAAGCUGUCGGCGGAUCAAGAGAAGGCCGGGAAUCUCAAAAAGUCUAAGUAUGUAACUGAAGCCUCGACGAUAGAUGUAUUCCUUCCUGGGACUGCUGUGGACAUGCUAGUCGCCGACUCGACGUCAACCACCGUUACCGGCAAGAUUAUAGGCUUAUUGGAUGCUACAGCCGACAUCAUCCAUACGGGCGCCGCGGAAAAGGGGGAGAGCUUGAGCGAUAAAUACGUUCCUGGAGCUAAGGUCAAAGUGCGAGUCAUUUAUACAUUUCCGGACGCCGACCCUAAGAAAGUUGGGGUCUCGCUAUUGGACCAUGUGGUAUCGCUUUCUUCGCGCACGUCUGGGAAGGCAAAAGAUAAGGGGAACCCUUUGGAUAUAGUCCCGCUAUCUUCAACUGCCGAAGAAGCAAAAGUCAUCCGAGUAGAGCCCCUGGGAGGGCUGUAUCUCGACCUUGGGUUUAAGGGUGUGAUUGGAUUUGCGCACAUUUCUAGGCUUACGGAUGGAAGAAUCGAGCGUCUCUCAGAAGCCUCUGGCCCAUAUAAGCUUGGAUCUACGCACCGGGCUCGUGUUCUCAGCUACAAUCCUAUCGAUGGCUUAUUCCAAGUCUCCUUAGAGCAACGUGUGCUAGAGCAACCAUUUCUCCGCAUCGAAGACGUACCGGUUGGACGAAUUGUCAAGGGCAAAGUCCAGAAGCUCCUCGCCGAUAGGAAUGGAUCAACAGCGGCCCUCGUGGAUCUUGCUGAAGGCAUAACGGGUUUAGUCACGGAAAUGCAUCUCGCAGACGUCCACCUACAGCACCCGGAAAGGAAGUUCAGAGAAGGAGCCUCAGUCACCGCGAGAGUGCUCUCCACAGAUGUGGAAAAGCGGCAUAUCCGAUUAACUCUGAAAAAAUCACUCAUCAACACUGAAGCGGAGCCGUGGACCGACUAUUCGAGCGUCACUGAAGGUGAUAUGAGGCCGGGAACUAUCGUUGAUAUAAAACCCUCAGGAGCUUUGGUGCGGUUCUUCGGAAAUGUAUGCGCCUGGCUUCCGGUGGCCGAAAUGAGUGAGGCAUUUAUUGAGGACGCUACACGACAUUUUCAGAGAGGCCAGGUUGUCAACGUACGUGUCAUAUCUCUUGACCGCGAAGAGGGCAGGAUGCUGGUCUCUUGCAAAGAUCCAGAAUCAGUCGGGGCGGAAAGAGAAUGUGCUUUCAAGUCUCUGAAUCCUGGAGAUAUUGUCCAAGGGACCAUAAUUGAGAAGUCUACAGAAUCCGUGAUUGUUGACCUCGGCCAUGGAGUCAAGGGCAUUCUGAGGCUUGGUCAUCUCACAGACGGCUCGGAGAAGAAAGAUAAGCAUACAAUGGCACGUAUCCGCGUUGGUGGUCCACUUGAGGAUGUGGUGGUUAUCGAAAAGCAUUUCAAGUCUCGCACAGUUACACUCUCCAACAAACCGAGUCUUCGAAAGGACGCGCAAGCAGGUAAACUUGUGACACGGUUUGAAGACAUCAGGGAAGGCGAGACCAUACAUGGCUUCGUUCGAGGAAUCACACCAGACAAAGUGUUCAUUGAAUUUGGGGCUAGGGUCGUUGGUUUGCUCUACAAAUCGCAACUGUCGAACGACAUGGUUGAGUCACCUAACUUUGGACUCCGAAAAGACCAGUCAGUUGUGGCCCGAGUGACACAUAUCGAUCCGAGUCAAAACCGCUUCUGGUUAUCCAUGAAAUCGGAGGCAGAUGCGUUAGGAAAUACAGGAGGCAAAUCGAAAAUCAUGGGCGGUCCUGGAGAAGCUACUGUGAAUGCAAUUGACAAGGACCUCAAGUCAACUGCGGACCUUUCUUUUGGAGUCUUGACCACUGCCCGCAUCCGUUCAAUCAAGAGCACCCAACUAAAUGUUCAACUCGCUGAAAAUGUUCUGGGAAGAAUAUCUGCGUCCGAAAUAUUCGACAAAUGGGCCGAUAUCAAAGACAAAAAGCAUCCUCUACAGCAAUUCAAGAUGAACGACAUCGUUUCAGUCAAGGUACUUGGCAUGCACGAUGCGAGAAAUCAUCGCUUCCUUCCUAUCAGUCACCGACAGGGAAGGGUCCCUACUUUUGAGCUUACGGCAAAGACCAAAGAAGACCUGACAAGCGAGGCUGAUGUUCUAACCCUGGACAAGAUCAUACCUGGAUCUUCCUUUAUCGCAUUCAUCAACAAUAUUGAUAAGCACUGCGUUUGGGUAAACAUCUCGGCGAAUGUCCGUGGGCGCAUUGAGCUCUUGGAUCUCUCCGACGAUUUGUCUUUGCUGUCUGAUGUAGAAGAGAAUUUUCCAGUUGGAUCUGCCCUUAAGGUCCGUGUGAAAGCAGUUGACAUAGCCGCUGGCCGAUUGGACUUGACUGCAGCAACUAACCCUUCCGCAAAAUCUUUGACUCUGGAGAAUCUGAAGGAGGGGAUAGUGUUACCUGCUCGCGUCACGAAAGUGAAUGAUUCCUCGAUCGUCGUCCAUAUCAACGAAAAUAUCGCAGGACCUGUGUAUCUUCCACAACUAGCCGAUAAUUACGACAACGCCAACCCUUCUGACUACAAACUUGGCGAUCUGGUCCGAGUUUGUGUCAUCGAGGUUGAUGUUCCCAACAAGAAGGUCGGACUAUCAGUUCGACCGUCCAAGGUCCUCAGCUCGUCAUUUCCGGUCAAGGACCCUGAUUUCACCCAUAGGUCACAACUUCACAUCAACCAAGUAGUACGAGGGUUCAUCAAGCGUGUCGCUGACAAUGGCUUGUUCGUUCGCCUUGGCCCACACAUUGAUGCGUACGUCCGGAUCGGUGAACUUUCGGACUCAUUCAUCAAGGACUGGAAAGCUGGAUUCCGGGUCGAUCAACUCGUAACCGGGAAAGUCAUAUCAAACAAUCCGAACGCGAAGAGUGUGCAGCUGAGCUUGAAGAAGUCAAUCCUUGAGAAGGACUACGUACCUCCUCUCACCUUUGAGGACAUGAAGGUUGGUCAGAUUGUUACUGGUAAAGUGCGCAAGGUUGAAGACUUUGGUGUUUUCAUUGUGGUGGACAAUUCGAACAAUGUUAGUGGACUGUGUCACGCUUCUGAGAUGGCGAAUGGAAGGGUCGACAAUGUGAAGGAGCUGUACAAAGAAGGAGAUGCUGUCAAAGCUCGAGUUUUGUCAGUUAGCCUGGAGAAGAGGAGGGUUAACUUUGGAUUGAAGUACUCUUAUGUCGAGGAUAAGGAGGAAGAUGACGCAAAGUUGGACGAUGCGCCAAGCGUAGCCAAUAAAGGCGACAACGAUGAGGAUGUCGAUACCAGAAGUAUCCAAAGUGCCGAAAGCGACGGGGAUUUUGAAAUACAGGACAACAUUGACAUCGAUGAAGCUGUCCUUCCUUCUGAAAGCUCUCUUAGCCUUGGUCUGAAAACCUCCGGAUUCGACUGGACUGGUGCAAUUCUCGACUUCGAUGAUCAAAAGCGAGCACCCGAUUCUUCAGACGAAGAACCCACCAAGAAAAAGAAGAGGCACAAGAAAGCGACCGUUAAAGAGGAUCUUACCGGCGAUCUCGACGCCCGAGGGCCCCAAUCCGUCGCAGACUACGAACGACUUCUCCUCGGUCAACCCAAUAGCGCUGAGCUAUGGGUCCGCUACAUGGUUUUCCAGCGUGAAUUGAACGAGAUUGAGAAGGCGCGGCAAAUUGCUCGUCGAGCUCUCGCAACUAUGAAUCCGAGAGAAGAAAAAGAGAGAUGCGACGUCUGGACCGCGCUGCUGCAUCUAGAGAACGAUUUCAGCAAUGAUGAUGUCGUAGGGGAGGUUUUCAAUGAGGCGCGUCAGUUCAAUGAUGCAAGAGAGAUUCAUGAGAGGAUGAUUAAAAUUUAUAUCUCAUCAGGCAAGCUAGAUAAAGCAGACUCCAUAUACCAAACCAUGAUGAAAAACAAAUCCCUCACCCAGAAUCCACAGCUCUGGCUCUCCUACGCCGCCUUCCUGAUGUCCACCCUCCAACCCUCCUCUCCAGCACGUGCCCGUGCCCUUCUUCCUCGAGCUACACAGUCCGUUCCAGAACACCAGCACCGCUAUCUCACCUCCAAAUUCGCAGCUCUCGAAUUCAAGUCUCCGAAUGGUGAUCCUGAGCGUGGCCGAACGAUAUUUGAGGGCUUGGUUAGCGCUUGGCCCAAGAAGGGUGAUAUUUGGGAUAUGUAUCUGUCUUUGGAGAUUGCGCAUGGUGGCCAGGAGAAUGUGAGGGGUUUGUUUGAGAGGAUGACCAAAAGCAAGCUUAAGAAGAGAAGGGGUGAGGGAUUGUUUAGGAAAUGGAGGGAUUGGGAGGUGAGUGUAGGGAACAUGAAGGGUGUGGAAAAGGUGGCGGUGCUUGAGAGAACAUGGGUUGAGGGGAGAGAGGGAGAGGGAGAGGAGUAA
This is a messenger RNA of Lindgomyces ingoldianus, 5362 nucleotides long. Its product is annotated as nucleic acid-binding protein. Gene Ontology annotation, molecular function: protein binding; RNA binding. The transcript has 3 exons. Gene Ontology annotation, cellular component: small-subunit processome; nucleolus. The record is from RefSeq and is a predicted model, not a curated record. Lineage: Eukaryota; Fungi; Ascomycota; Dothideomycetes; Pleosporales; Lindgomycetaceae. Gene Ontology annotation, biological process: rRNA processing. The coding region runs from base 17 to 5362 and encodes 1781 amino acids.